AUGACGGAUGAUCAUCCGUCCGCCGCGGAGUUUGACCCGCCAGAAACAAACCUGCCCACCACCUUUGCGAAAGAAAUCGUUUCACUCCCAACAUCAAUGUCAGCGGACUUGUUCGCAGAAUUUGGACUCGGGGCCCCAGCUAAUCAGUCCUCAGGGGCUACAGCCCAGCAGGGGGCCCGACCUGCCGGUACGACAUCUUCUCUAAUUCCCGAACUUGAAAUAUUCGACAAUGCUCCGCCCCCAGGUGUAUCUACGUCACACACCAUUCAGCCACAGGCGUUAUCGACCCAUCGAAAUACAUCGGAAAAGUCUAAUGUAUCACAUUUGACGCACUAUGGCAACGACAGUAACGUUUUAUUUGAUGCCACUUUGGAAGACCCCCCCGACGACAAUAGUGAAGACUGGGGGGAAUUCGAAACAGCGGACACUCCGUCUUGUCAAGCCGCACCAGCAAUCCUUAGUGACACUGAAGGAAACGCUUCACGUCGGCCGAUGAAGGGUCCAAACGAGCCGAAAAAGCUUGCAGUCUCCCCCGGUGGUCUUGAUUUGCUAGACUUGUUAUCAAUAGAAGAUAAACCACCGCAAAGGCGUUCUCAAUCCUCCAGAACACUUGUCAAUAAGAGCUCGAGUCAUAAAAACAGCAAAGUUGUAUCUACAGCUUCCGGCGUAGCUGAAGAUGAAGAUGCUUUCGAUGAUUGGGGUGACUUCGUAGACGGCCCGCCUACGGAACCCCCAAAGAGUGUCGGGGGCCACAGACUUGCUUCUGCACAGGUACCAACCCAGAAAGCGAAGAUCGCUGCCAAUCUAGAGAAGAAGAUCUCUCCAACGUUUAACAUUUCAAGCUCCGCUGUCUCUCCAGCUCAGAUCCGUCCUACCAAUAUACCUCCACCAUCUGUUCUGUUGGAGUUAUUUCCUCGACUUUUUGAUCAACUCCGAAAGGAGGCUACUGAAGCUAGAAAAAACGCCCAAGAAAAGCAAAAUAUUGAGAAUGUCGCCCUGCUGAUUCUUUCCACUUUGAAAGCAGCAGCUCGAGUUGUUGCGGGCCGCACGUUGCGAUGGAAGAGGGAUAGCAUCCUCAGCCAGAGCAUGAGGAUCGGCCCAGCACGCGCAGGGAAGUCAGGAGGGAUGAAACUUAAUACGGUCAACAAAAAUGAAGACAUCAAGGAACAACAGGAAGCUGUUGACGUGAUUUCCAUGUGGCGUGACCGGGCCGCCCUUUUCAAUUCUGUGGUCCAGGCAUCUGGCAGACGUCCGAUCAGUGCUAUUCCUACCAAUAUCCGCGCGAUGACUGCCACCCCUGAACAAGGAGCUCUGAAAGCUUCCCAUGCUUGUGCCCUUUGCGGACUAAAAAGAGAGGAACGGCUACCCAAGAUCGAUGAUCAGGUAGAGGAUAGCUUCGGAGAGUGGUGGACCGACCAUUGGGGUCAUACUGAGUGUAGACAAUUCUGGGAAACCAACGUUGCCUUACUCGAUCAACGAUGA
Molecule: messenger RNA, 1482 nt
Organism: Aspergillus oryzae RIB40
Lineage: Eukaryota; Fungi; Ascomycota; Eurotiomycetes; Eurotiales; Aspergillaceae
Exons: 1
Coding region: 1-1482 (493 amino acids)
Source: RefSeq, a predicted model, not a curated record